UUUUUAGUUUUACGCAAUGACGACAUACGUUUUACUUGCUCUCUUUGUUAUUUGCAUUAAAGUGCGAGGGAGAGGGAUACACGAAGUGUGUCUGUGAUUGGUGCAUUAUUUCUUACACGCGGGUAAUAAGAUGGUUCAGAUGUUGUUGAAAAGAUUGAUUAAAUAUUGUUUUUUUAAAUAUGUAGUUUGAUUUUCAUGGAGAAGUGUGUAUAGGAAUGUUAUGUAGAAUACAUGUUUAACGAGAAUCUAGUGUAGUUAAUUAAAUUAAAUUAAAAAAUAUGGGGGAUUGCAAUUUGACCUUAAACUACAACUGCCAAAAAAAUUGCAAAUACUCCUAUUCACCCUGGUGCCCUACAUGCGAAAUAAACUCCCCCAGAAGAAGAACAAGAAGUGAAACCAGCCAAGUUGAAUGCCGAAAAAAAGGCAGGGAUAUGAAAUCCCUAACUCCAAAAAAAUACAGUCGAUGUCAGGAAUACGAAAAUAUGGAGUUGGAAUACAACGUGAAAGAUGGCUGGUGUCAGACAAAAGAGAGCUGGUUUGAAACAAAAGAAUGCUGCAGAGUGAGAACUAACCUAUGUGAACUGCCAACUUCCUAUAUUUCCAAUAACUGCCAAACGGUUGACACUAGUGAUUAUGUUGUCAAAUCAAAGCAAAUAUUUUCUGAUUCCAAUCAUUUAGGGAGCAUGCCAAAGCUAAUCACGGAAAACAAAAAAUUAGAUGUUAUAAGGCCACAUUACAGAACGGAGCCAAAAGUGAUAUUAAAAAAUUCCAGUCCCAAUACCAAAUCUAGUUCUAGAGACAAUCAAUUAUGUGAUGAUUAUAGAAAUUGUAGAGAUUAUUGUACAUUGCUCGACUUAAAAAUGCAUAACAUACAGGAUCGAAGCUUGUGUUAUGAUACCACCACUUAUUUUAAUAGAAGAGAAAAGGACAGUUUGAAUUUACAGGAGAAAUAUAACAAUGAAGUUGAAUUUUUACGAGAACGAUUAUUAAGCCUCAAAAACUCUUCUUACAGCAUUGAACAGCCAAAUCAUGGUAAAGUGUUUAUAAAUAUGAUGAAAGAAAAAUACGGGGAAGAACCUGUAAUUAUAUCAAAGCCUUUGCAAAUUGUUGCAAAAAAGAGUCAAAGAAAAAUUGUAUCUCCACCAAAUGACAGGGUCAGGUCGAAAGUUACAUUAAAAACAAGAAAUAGUGUUGGAAGAAUUGCUGCAGCCAAAGUUAAAAAAAUUAGGCCCAAAACACCCAGUCCAGUCAUAGAGAGAGAUCUCAUAAAAAAAUGCAUACUAGAUCCAAAAGACGAGCUUAAUAAGGAAAACACGAGUAAAACCACGUUAAGAAGUGACGUUUUAAAAAAAGCCUUGGUUAAGUUGACGGAAUCAAGAUUACAAAAUAAAAAUGAAAACAAUUUUAAGGCUCAUAAGUCUGGUGGAAGCAGUGUGUGCGAUAAUGAGGCUGAGCAUAAUUUAAAGUAA
Molecule: messenger RNA, 1469 nt
Organism: Brassicogethes aeneus
Lineage: Eukaryota; Metazoa; Arthropoda; Insecta; Coleoptera; Nitidulidae
Source: the annotation of a GenBank genome assembly